Colletotrichum destructivum is the source of this 738-nucleotide messenger RNA. RefSeq names its product Putative AMP-dependent synthetase/ligase domain, AMP-binding, ANL domain-containing protein. Lineage: Eukaryota; Fungi; Ascomycota; Sordariomycetes; Glomerellales; Glomerellaceae. Gene Ontology annotation, molecular function: phosphopantetheine binding. Gene Ontology annotation, cellular component: cytoplasm. The record is from RefSeq and is a predicted model, not a curated record. The transcript has a single exon. Gene Ontology annotation, biological process: amino acid activation for nonribosomal peptide biosynthetic process; secondary metabolite biosynthetic process. Bases 1 to 738 code for a protein of 245 amino acids.
AUGUACCAACUGCACCCUCAUCAGCCUGUCAUAAUCUAUAGUCAAUCCAACCUCUCCUCCACCAACCUUGCCGCCCGCGUCGACGCCGUGGCAGAGGCACUUUUCAAAGCCGGCUGUGUGCCAGGCAACCACGUAGCUGUUCUAUGCGAGCCCUCGGCAGACAUAAUCGUUGCCAUGCUCGCCGUCCUCAAGACCGGUUGUGUCUAUGUAACCCUUGAUACGAGCCUGCCCAAUGCUCGUCACGCAGCCAUGGUUCAUAUGUGCGGGCCUGUCUUGUUGCUGUUCCACGCUGCCACAGAGAAGAAUGUUUUUAAGCUGAGUGUCGAGUCGACUGCAACGCUUCAGCAGAUGAGUCUAACUGCUAUUGCGGAUUCUGGCCUUGGUGCCAAGGAUGAACCUCCGCUGCGCCUGGAUGAUGCAGAUGCACCUGCUGUUCUGCUCUUCACGUCCGGGUCGACUGGCAAGCCAAAGGGUGUUGUUCUGACACAGGGCAACUUCACAAACCAUCUGGCACUGAAGACCCAUUUGCUAUCCCUCGGUCGAGAGCGCGUUCUCCAGCACAGCCCCCUCGGCUUCGGCAUGUCCAUUAUCAAAGUCUUCUGCGCGCUUGCCAACGGCGGAGCUCGGGUAGCUGCCCCUCGCAACAUGCGCCGGGAUCUCGUGGCACUAACGGACCUAGUAGUUGAGCACCGCGUUUCGCUAAUCCUUGCCACGCCGUCAGAGUACUUUGCCUGGUGA